Cyclocybe aegerita is the source of this 1329-nucleotide messenger RNA. The record is from the annotation of a GenBank genome assembly. Lineage: Eukaryota; Fungi; Basidiomycota; Agaricomycetes; Agaricales; Hemipholiotaceae.
UGAGUGCCAACGACUACUACAACGCAGGAAAGCCCCAGGAGCAAUACGGACCUCCCCAGGGUGGUGGCUACUACCCCCCUCAAGGUCCUCCUCCCGGACAGGACGGUUACUACCCGCAGGAACCCCAACAAUCAUACCAGGGUGGCUAUAAUGGCCCUCCCCCUCAAGGGUACCCUCAGCAGGGGUAUCCUCAGCAGGGGUACGCACCGCAACCUCCUCCUCAGACGGUCUAUGUGCAACAAGCCCCUGAGAAAAGUGGUGGUGGGGCGUCUACUGGUUGCAUGGCCUGCUUAGCGGGUCUCCUUCUCCCAAAUCCUUCAAACAAAAUGCUGUCGAGGCUCUCUGCUGGAGCCUUCAAGAAAGCGGCCAGCGUAGGGGCUUCACGGUCCUCGACGCUUCUCUAUGGCACGCGUUCCGGCCCGGUCCGCUUUGCGUCGUCCAAGGCCUCUGGCUCAAGCACUCUUGACGCUGUCAUGAGCUCGCGCGCGACGCUGGUUUCCGUCUCUCUUUUCACUGCCGGUACAAUUGCUUGGUACACGCACCUUUAUGGCAACCUUCCUUUCCUCGGAGAAGUACACGCGAGCCAUCUCAGCGACGAGGGCCUCCAUCCAUCCAAGUAUCCUUGGUCGCACAAUGGCUGGUUUGACACCUUUGAUCACGCUAGGAUUCGUCGAGGAUACCAGGUUUACCGUGAAGUCUGCGCCGCGUGCCAUUCGCUUGACCGCAUCGCCUGGCGCAAUCUUGUUGGCGUGUCGCACACUGUGGAGGAGACGCGGGCCAUGGCUGAGGAGGUGGAAUAUACUGACGGGCCGAACGGUGAGGGCGAGAUGUUCCAAAGACCGGGGAAGCUUUCGGAUUACCUCCCUGCUCCUUACCCCAACGAGGAGGCCGCCCGAUCAAGUAACGGUGGUGCCCUUCCCCCCGACCUCAGUUUGAUCGUCAAGGCUCGCCACGGUGGUGCUGACUAUAUCUUCUCUCUUCUCACUGGCUACGUCGACCCUCCUGCUGGCGUUGAAAUUCGUGAAGGCAUGAACUACAACCCCUACUUCCCUGGUGGUGCCAUUUCUAUGGCUCGUGUCCUCUUCGACGGUCUCGUUGAAUAUGAUGAUGGCACUCCCGCGACAACGUCGCAAAUGGCGAAGGAUGUCGUCACUUUCCUGAACUGGGCAGCUGAACCAGAGCACGACGAGCGCAAGAAGUACGGAAUCAAGGCUGUUAUUAUCUUCUCCACUCUCUUCGCCAUCAGUGUGUAUGUCAAACGCUUCAAGUGGGGUGUUAUCAAGAACAGGAAAAUUAGCUACAAUCCCCCUGUUGAUAAAACACAUUAGA